Mangifera indica (mango) is the source of this 705-nucleotide messenger RNA. RefSeq names its product auxin-induced protein 15A-like. Gene Ontology annotation, biological process: response to auxin. NCBI's taxonomy places the organism in Eukaryota, Viridiplantae, Streptophyta, Magnoliopsida, Sapindales, Anacardiaceae. The record is from RefSeq and is a predicted model, not a curated record. The transcript has a single exon. The coding region runs from base 228 to 530 and encodes 100 amino acids.
CCAUGUGAUCCAUCAAGACUCAUGUCUACCCCUAAUGUCCCGCUUCACCACUCAUUUCACAUGAACUUUCCUGCUUAUCAAUCUAUAUAUGCACAUAGAAGUUGGUUCACGAGAGCAAAGCAACAUAACUCUUCACAUCUUCAAGUGUAUAGCUUUUGCUUAUUCUGCAAGUUUUUUUAGCCAUCUUCUUUGUUCAUUCCCGGUGAUGUACACAUACAUAUAAGAUCAUGGGUUUCCGUCUGCCCCGAAUUGCUCAAGCUAAGCGAAUUCUUCGAGGAUCACUCUUCAUGGCAAACCAAGAUGCUUCAAUGACUGUAGAAGUUCCAAAGGGCCAUUUUGCCGUUUAUGUUGGAGAAAAUCAAAACAAGAGAUUUGUGAUUCCGAUAUCAUACUUAAAUAACCCUUCAUUCCAAGGGCUGCUAAGUCAAGCUGAAGAGGAAUUUGGAUUUGAAAAUCCAAUGGGUGGUCUUGUAAUUCCCUGCAGAGAAGAUGUGUUCGUUGACCUAAUUUCUAGUUUGAACAGGUCAUGAAAGAGUACUCUAGCAUAAUUCAGUACUUAACAAUUUUGUAUAGCAGGCAUAACUAGUAAAUGAAACUUUGAUUUUCUUUGAUGCGAGCCAUGGAAGAUAGUUCUGUAUUUGAAAAGAAAGUGUGUACAGUCUUAGAAUUUUUACAAAUUCUUUAUAAAAUGAUAUUCAGUACAAA